Molecule: messenger RNA, 3985 nt
Organism: Schistosoma margrebowiei
Lineage: Eukaryota; Metazoa; Platyhelminthes; Trematoda; Strigeidida; Schistosomatidae
Source: the annotation of a GenBank genome assembly
GUAACAGUCGCCUUUUCAUAUUUGAACAGUUUCAUAAAAUAGUAUAAUAUUUGGGAGUAGAUGUUUUAGCCUUCAUUCCUUUUCAAUGAGAGCACAACAGAUUGACAGCCAAUCAACAACGUGGAUUAGACCGAAUCUAUGCAGACCACCAGUGCUUAUGGAUCAAAAUACUUCUCAAGUUGUCCCUUCACAUUUAACAAACUCAGGACAUUCGCAGCAAGUUAUGCUACAGCUCCAACAACAAAGAGGUUCUAAUCCUGUUUUCCAAAGCCCCCUAAACGUUAUACAAGCCGGACCAGUCAGAUCAGGCUUGCAAAACCCCAGCCUUAUUUCACCGAAUCCAGCCUCCUUGGGAUUUAGACGACUAUUAGCGGAGAUGCGUACCAAGCAGUUUGAUUCCAUCCGCUUUGCAGCUUAUCGUACUGCGAGCAAGCUUAGAUUUAUUCAGCAGAGAACAUUAUUUAACAUAAUGGAUUUAUGGCGUGUGGUAGAGACAUUCAGAGAAUUCGGUUUACACCAAUUGAAUGAUCCACAAGCAAGUUUAGAUUAUGGAAGUACAUUCCGUUUACUAUCACGUAUUUAUUCACAUAUACCUACAACAAAUAUGAAUGCGAAUACUACAAAUGAUGAAACUACAUCAAGUAAUGCAAUCAAUCGACCUGCAAUAAUUAUUGCAGCAGAAAUCCUACUUGGUUGGCUUGGAUAUGCUUUGGACUUAUGUGCAACUGGCCGACUUAGCGUAACUGGACUAAAAAUAACCUUAUCGACAUUAACUAAUGCGAGACCAGCUGAUAAAUUUCGAUAUCACUUCACUCUUUUGUCCGAUCCCUCUGGUGCAUUAAUUUUCUCGAAAUUCGAGGCUUAUCUACAGGAUUUACUCAAAUUACCUAUAAGUGUUUUCGAAGGCACAAAUUUCUACUACACGCCACAAGCUUCACAAACAAUGUUUACUGGGCGUUCUAAAAACGUAGUCCUUGAAGAAUUUUUGGAUCGUAUGCUAUCGGAUCAAGGACCACAAAUAUUAGUAUGGCUUACGAUUUUUCACCGGUUGAUCAGUGUGGCGAGUGUCCGACAUAACGUACGAUGUGAGGGCUGCAAACGUGAACCAAUUUGCGGUCUACGCUACAAAUGUACUCGAUGUCCUCACUAUAAUUUGUGUCAAGAUUGUUUUUGGAUUGGCGUAACCACAGAUCAGCAUACAAAUGCACAUGAUGUGAAAGAAUAUAGUGCUGCUUCAAAAUCUCAUUCCCGUCAGUUUGGACAUUCUUUGAGAAAAUCGUUUCAAUUUGGACGGGCUAUUACUAACUCCACAACAUCGAAUGUUGUUACUACAUCUUUCACAAGUAGCUUCAGUGAACGUCAGAAAUUUUCUGGCAUGAAUGUUGCUCGUCGUCCUCAUGUAGGAUCUAUAUUCGAAUGGAAUUCAGACCCUUCUGUACCAACCGGCAUUAUUUCUUGCGUAAACGGCAUUGCUUCAGCUGUACAACCAUCUUCUGUACCGAACGACAUUGCAACGGGUAUUUCUGCUGUAUGUCAUCCAGGCCAACCUGUUUCAAAUCAGAGAUUCAUGGCACCAGUGAAUACUAUUUGUAGUCCAUUACCGAAUCGGCGCUUGCAACAGCUCAAUCCUUUAUUUUUAGCAACUCGACCAAGCACCAACUUAUCUAAUUUCACAUAUGUACCUUCUCAACCUGUACAAGUUCAACCUUCCCCUAACAGUUUGAACGAAUCGAAUCAAGGAUCGAGUGGUGUUGCACGAAAUUUAGUGGCCGUCACCUGCUAUACAAAUGUAAUGCAGCAACAAGACAUGAUUACCGCAGACUAUACAAGAGCCGGACACAGUAUUUUAUAUUCUGAUGUACCUCCUGGUUCACACAUGCCCAAUCUGUCAGGAGCAAAUCAUCAACCAUUACCUAUAUCAUGUUAUUCUCAACCUACCACAGACAUUUAUUCAAUUGGUGGUAAUCAAAAAUGUCAAUUAGCUACUACAACAACUGGACAGCCAGCUAUACAAUCUACUCCCAUAGUAUCUGUGAUUAAUAGCGAUAAUUUAAAUAAUUCAAGCAUGGGAGCUAGUUUCUCGUUGAAAACGCACAAUCUUGAUCAAAAAUCUAAUGAAGAACAUAAUUUAAUUGCUAGAUAUGCUGCCCAGUUAGCUGCUGCUUCAGCGUUAAACCAAGAAUUCGAUAAAUUCGGUGAUUUUGUUGAGUCAACACAAACUCAAAAACAAUUAAUCGCUCAACUACAAGAAAAAAACAGAAAAAUACUAAAAGAGAUUGAACGCUUACGAGUUGAACAACAAAAACAAGCAGCAUUUAUUGCUGCUGCUGGUUCCCUCAAACAUGAUUCCUCUGAGUUACAAGAUGUUUGUGACGAAGGUGCUGGUACACUUAGUCCGACAAAUUUAAAACAGUACUUAAAAACAGAUAAUUUAUUGGCCUUCGGAGUUGGCAAUUCAGUGAAUUCAGAAAAUCCGCGUUUGGUUGCUGAUCUACAGGCGCUGCGCCAAAGAAAAGAUGAACUGGAGUCGAGAAUGAGUAAUCUGCAGCGUAGUCGAACAGAUUUGAUGUUGCAGUUAGAAGCAUUAGUAAGACUUUUAUCUGUCAGUACAGGAGCUACUAAUGCACGUGAUAAUAAUCCUUCAGCGUUACUUGAUCUAAAUGAUAUUCGACGAACAGGCCACAAUUCCCGACUAAAUCAAAAAGUUCCAGAUUAUCCACCAAGACGAAGUACAAGUUUAUGUGACCCAUCAGUUGGAAGAAGUUAUCAAGACAAUUUCUCUGCAGAAAGUAGGCAUGAUAGAACGAAUGGUGUUCAUCCAAAACCCGGUUCCUCGGAUAAUAUGGGUAAAAUAUUUUCCCCUUUAAAAACAAUUACGAUUGAAGAAAAAGGCGGACAAUGGAAUUUUAAAUUUCCUGAUGAUAAAAAGCAUGAAUUACACUCACCUUCAUCUAUUCCGUACAGACAUUCACCUGAACUUGGUCAACAACGACCAUCAGAUACUCUGAUUGAAAAGUACAAAGAUUUAUUAUAUAAAGGGACAAAUCCACAAAUUGGAGCAUCAAAAUCAUUAAGAGUUCAUUUCGGUGGGCGAAGACCCGAUAUAGGACAGAACUUAUCAGCUGAUGAUAAAACUGAAUUUUUUGGUCAUAAUUCAGUAAAUGUGAACAGAUUGUCAUCAAAUCAUUCAUCGCAACAUACAAAUCACUCGGACAGCGGAUCGGAUGCAUAUUUAUACUCAGAUCCUGAAUUAUGCUUUACAGUCAUCACAUCUACCUGUGGUUCAUCACAAUCUAGCACUUCAGUACCACAAAGAGCAUUACAGUUACCACAAUUCCAUUCUAUAACUCCAUCUGCUAAAACUUCAAAUAAAUCCAAAGAUUUUCUAGAUCUUUUAAACGAUAAAAUUAUAACGACAACCACAAUUGUAGAUAAUUAUGAAUACGCUGGUUUACAGUCAUCAUCAAUCUCACCAUUAUCAUAUUCGUCAAAUGAACACACUAAACAUUUUAGAACUAACGUUAUUUCAAACAUUCCAGCUACAACUAAUCCCUAGUUAGCAAAACAGUAUUCAGCAGUUAUUGUGAUCAAAUUGAAUAUAUAUGUAUAUAAAAUAGGACAAAAUAAUUUAUUAUUAUACAAUCAUAUUCGAGUAAUGCUUCAUAGAAAUGAACAUUCUUUUGAUUUUAAACAAAAAAGGCAGAAAAUACAAAUCCAUAUCAUGAGCAACAAACAAACGAAUCUUGAACAUUUUGAUUCAUAUUUCAUCUCACGCUUAGCAGAAGAAGGGAAGAAAUCUUUUUUUUGUUGUUUCUUAUCUUAUUUCAUUUAACUUACUCUCUGUUUUUAUCGUUCAUUGUUAAUCAUUUGUAAUGUUGAUUAAAGAUUGUCAAUGUAAAUGUAAUUGUUUUCUCCAUGUAAACAAGCAGUUGUUUAUGCUUUCAAUUAUGUUUGUUGUACGUAAUAAAAAAGAAUUCACUUCCAC